Messenger RNA from Staurois parvus, 314 nucleotides. The record is from the annotation of a GenBank genome assembly. NCBI's taxonomy places the organism in Eukaryota, Metazoa, Chordata, Amphibia, Anura, Ranidae.
UCAUGGGGCCUCCGGGCAAUAGGGGAUCAUGGGGCCCCUGUGUCCUUGCCCAAACUCGAAAAAGCCUAUGAAAAAGGUACCAGGAGCAUCUCAUGGGGCCCCCUACUGACCCCGGGCCCUCGAGCAGUGCCCGAGUUUCCAAAUGGUCAGUCCGCCCCUGGUUGGAACGCAUGUUCCUGCACAAAAAAUGGCAACCGUCCCAACCUAUAACCAGCCUUAGCAGUAAGGUGUACAUGGAAGGGCAAAGCACAUCGUGCGUUCCCACUAUGCUCAGGCAAUCUGUCAGGAUAGAAACCUCUGCUUAUGAAAAUGCU